Messenger RNA from Triplophysa rosa, 3533 nucleotides. RefSeq lists its product as uncharacterized. The coding region runs from base 1154 to 2455 and encodes 433 amino acids. The transcript has 7 exons. Lineage: Eukaryota; Metazoa; Chordata; Actinopteri; Cypriniformes; Nemacheilidae. The record is from RefSeq and is a predicted model, not a curated record. Gene Ontology annotation, molecular function: nucleic acid binding.
CAAAAUCAGAUUCAUAAAUUCAAAACACAAUUCAUAAAUUCACAGCACAAUUCACAUUCACAAAAUCAGAUUCAUAAAUUCAAAACAAUUCAUAAAUUCACAGCACAAUUCACAUUCACAAAAUCAGAUUCGUAAAUUCAAAACACAAUUCAUAAAUUCACAAACAUUUCCCCCAAAUGCUCACACAAAUAUAUCUCGCAGAAAUAAAUUCAGAAUGUUUUCACAAAUAUGUAUAUAUCAUGUUCUUGAAUUACUUUCCAGUAAACAUUUGUGAAUGUUGUUACAUGUAUUUAUGGAUUGGUGAAUCUGCAUUUGCAAAUCGUCACAUGUGUGUGGAUUGCUUUGAAUUUGUGUGUGGUAUUUUUGAGACUGUCCUGGCACGCUGAGAUUCAAGCGUAACUUUUUUUUUAAGGAUGGCCUGUUCAGCCAAUCGCGUUGAGCUUUUGGUCCACCAAUCAAAACGCUCCUUACUGAACAGACUCAAGAAGUUCAACGCUGCGCUUGUACUGUGCAUUGUUCAUUGGGUCCUUUAUGUGAAGACCGUUUAAUGGAUGAAUGCCAAAGCUAUGAAGACUUAUAAAAUUCUUGGAAAUAUUAUAUGGAAAUUAUAAACCUAUAUAUUAUCAUUUUAAUUUAUACCGCUUAUUUGUUUGUUUAAUUCUGUCCCCAUUAUUAUUUGUUAUUUUUUUAUUAUUGUUAUUAUGUUUGUGUUAUUUGUCAUUCGUGUAUUAUAUGUUCAAUUAGUGCAAUAAAAAAUGCCGUUUAAUGGGGACUCUUUUUAGUGCCUGAAUACAAUUAAAAAAAAAUCACAUUAUGAUAUAUAUUGUAAGCACAAACUACAUUAGUUAGACAACUGUCUUAUAAACCAAAGUUGCACAUAUCCUCUUUAUUCACAUCAAUCUCUAAUGUUAUUAUUUAAUGUUAUUGUAAUGUUACUGUUAAAUGUCCAGAUAUUUCAUUUAAAAACAACAAUUAUGUAAUGUGUUCUAUUGUUUUUUUAUUUAUUUAUUAUUAGUUGUAGUAGUAGUAGUAGUGUCCCAAGUGGUGAGUUCGCAAUAACUUUUGAUCAGGCAUUAAAAACAGCUACCACCUACAGUAAGGGAGAUUUCGAACACACACACACACACACAUACACAGCGGAGGGAGAUUCAGCAUGGAGGAUGAAAACCAGACUCAACGAGAGUUGCUGAAGCGUUACGUUCUCCAGCGACUUCAAGACCGUGUGCUACAUGUUUUGGAGAGACAGCCUCUGGACACAGAUUAUUUGCAGUUUGUUUGCAGACAGGAGCUUGUAAUAAUCAGUGCCCUGGCUAAUAUAAUAAACAUUUCUGAGGAUGUUAUUUCAGCUCUUACACAUCUAAAUAUUGCCAUACAGCGCCAGAUGGAUAGUGAAGAGGUGUGUGUAACAGUGGACAUAGAAAGGGGUGGUGGACGUGGACGUCCAAGAUUGACAAUUUCAACAAACACUCUUAACCACCUUAUUGAACUUGGUUUGCCUUUAAAAUGUGUUGCCAAUAUAUUGGGAGUGUCUCAAGCAACAUUGUGUAGAAGGAUUGCUGACAACAAUUUGUCAGUUACAGCACUGUACAGCACUAGUACUGAUGAAGAGCUAGAUGUUCUCGUGACGGAAGUGAAGAAUUCUAUGCCAGAUGCCGGAUACAGAAUGGUCCGAGGAGCUCUCCUUGCAAAAGGACACCGUGUUCAGUGGGACAGAGUUGUUGCAUCUAUGCAUCGUGUGGACAGUGUUGGUGUCCUGUCAAGAAUGACCAACCUAAGAUGCAUUGCUCGAAGAACAUAUACAGUUCCUUAUCCCAAGUACUUAGUUCAUGUUGACACCAACCACAAACUCAUCAGGUACAACAUUAUAAUUUUUGGAGGAAUAGAUGGUUAUUCAAGAAAGAUAAUGUACCUAAAGGUAGCGAACAAUAAUUGCUCUGACACCCAUUUGGCCAUCUUCAGUGAGGCUGUAAAUGAGCAUGGCUUUCCACAGAGAUUGAGAGGUGAUCAUGGAGGGGAAAAUGUGGGAGUGGCCCAGCUAAUGUUUUCAGUUCGUGGAACUGACUACAAUAGCUUCAUUGCUGGUAAAAGUGUGCAUAAUCAAAGAAUAGAGCGUCUGUGGCGUGAUGUCUACAUUGGAGUUACAAGUGUUUAUCAAAACAUCCUGCGCACCAUGGAAGAGAAUCACCAGUUAGACAUCAGUAACUGCAUCCAUUUAUUCUGCUGCCAUUUUGUGUUCCUGCCACGCAUCCAGGCAAGUCUGGAUGACUUUUCUGAUGGGUGGGACAACCAUCCCAUGAGGACUGAACAAAAUCUCACACCCAAUCAGUUGUGGCAAGUGGGUCAGCUCCAAAACCCAAUCAUGGAUCCUGAGAUUGAUGUUAUGCCAGACAUUGAAUGGGAAAACAGUGGAUACAGUUUAGAGCCAAACCACAGGGAGUCAAUGUUCCAGAGCUAGACAUUCCAUUUACUGACCAUGACAUAGCAGAACUUAAACAAAUGAUUGACCCACUGCAACACUCUGAUUGUUUUGGGAUAGACGUAUAUCUUGCCACUGUUCAGUAUGUGGAGAGUUUAACUGAAGUGAGGUAAUCUGUGAGAUGAUUAUAUGAUGAUGAACUGAUCUUUCUAAAAAAUAUAUAUGGGUUGCUGAAAGGAUGCGUUUUUCUUUCCAGUAUUUUCUGUAUUUUUUUUAGUACAUUCAUUUUUAAGGAACAUAUGGUCAAAAUUAUUUGUAACAUCUACUUUUAACAUUUCCAUGCUUGUUAGAAGAUAAUUCUUGCUAAAAUAAAUAUUGCCAAAAAUGAAGUUUUUUCACCCACGUCAUCCCAGAUAUGAAUGACCUUCUGUUGUAGGACUGCACAAAAAUGGGUAAAAUGAUGACAAUUACUUUAUCAUGAUAAACCUUUAACUUAAUACAGAUAAUUAUAAUUACAAUUUGCUGCUGUUGCUAUUUCAAAGCACUAUCAUCUAUAGUCUGUCCCAAAAAUUGUAAUUCUGACCACAUUUCGACUACAUAUAUAAAAAUUUGUGAAGAAUAAAAAGAUAAGGCAGUAAAUAAAACACAAAUGUCAGAAUUUAAUCUCAGAAAACAUCAGGUUGCUUAAGAAACUCCCUCCAAUAAUCAGUCAUUGACCAAUGUUUGUCAAGUCACUGCUUCUUUUUGUACUUUAUUGUCCCAUAGAAAUUACAUGUUCACAGCUAUUUUUACAGUUUUGCUUUGUUCUCUUACAGUAUAAACAUUUGUGAAAGGGAAACAUGUAGAACAUAAUUGUACAGUAUAACAUGUAAUCUCGUUUUACAAUCCUGAAAUAUACUUAACUGAACAAAAGCUUAUAUAAAUACCUGUCAUUUGUACAAGUUGAAAUAACAGUACAAAUUUAACUUGGACUUUUGCAGACUUAAAUCAAUACACGUUUCCUAGAUAUAAACCUUUGUAAAAGGGUAACAAGUACAACAUGAAUGCACAGUAACUAAUUCAAUCUUGUCUUACAAUCCUGUAUUAAAUAACUUUAUUAAGGACAAUUGCUUGCAGA